CCAAUGACAGGACUCUCGUAUUGAUACCAUUCGACAAGAUUCACGCCGCGACCACCUGGUGGUCUUCUCCAUGCAUUCACUGAUCCUUCAUUCUUGCCACUGCGGACACACAUCUCAGAUCGACAAUCAUUUCUCAACAGCUCGGCCAUAGAGCCUGAGUCGCCAAAAUGCCUGCGCCAAUGGAUACCAGUUACUUGACGACGCAAGUAACCACUAUCAUCGGCCAAUUGCACUCGAUCUUCGACGAAAUAGGUGUUCCUCGCAAUGAGCGCGAGUCAAGAGAAGCAGAGCUCUUUGCAGCACUAUCAGAAACCCUCCACAAUCAGCUACGGCUGGUGAGCCAGGAGAAGAACCAAAUGUCGGAGGAAGCACAGAACAUCAUCAAGACAAUAAAACAGAUGGAGGCGUCGCUAGACGACGAAAAGGACAGAGGCUACGAUCUGGACAGCACUGGCUUGCGAGUUACUUACCCUUUGAUUGAUUGUUUGCGCGACCUGAAAGAGAAAUACAACAUAGUCAGCAGACUACACCGCGAACGAUUCGAACAAGUCAAGAAGCUUGUACAAGCCCUCGAGUCAUACUCAUCCCAUCUCGAAUCCUCCUUCGUUAAGAUCAGACUGCCGCCGACUUCCUCCAAUUCCUGCCCACCCAACUUCGACCUGUCUCCCUCGUACGUCACCACACUCGACGAUGAGUUUACCCGAGUAUACGACGAAUACAACAAGAGAGUGGUUGUUGUUCAGCAAACAGCGGAGGAGAUUGUGCGCCUAUGGUCCGAACUGGGCACUCCACAAGCACAAACGGACUCACUGAUAGUACAACACUACCGCGACACUCCCGAACAACUCGGUCUUCACCAGGCCGACGUCGACCGGCUAAGGAGUCGGCGUGACAAGUUGCUGGACGAGAAAAAGGCACGCGAAAAGAGGCUGAGUGAUGUGAAAAAGAACAUUGAGAAUCUAUGGGAUCGACUUGGUAUCAAAGAAGCAGAUAGGAAAGCCUUCCUGGCUGCUAACCGCGGCUGUGGAUUGCGGACCAUCAACGAAUUCGAAGACGAGCUUGCUAGACUGAAUGAGUUGAAGAGACAGAAUCUUCACCUGUUUGUCGAAGAUGCUCGGGUCAGACUUCAAGAGCUUUGGGAUUCACUGUUCUUCUCGGAAGAAGAGAUGCUCGACUUCACACCAGCAUUCUCGGACGUCUACAGUGAUGCCCUGUUGUCAGCGCACGAAGCGGAAAUCGAACGACUUACCACGCUGAAAGAACAGCGUGCGCCAAUUCUAGCUGCCGUCGAGAAGUACCAAUUUCUCCUCGCAGACCGUGACGCUCUUGCAGCAUCUGCCGCUGACGCCUCGAGACUGAUGCUGAAGCCGCAGAAGGGCGAGAAGCGAGAUCCUGGCAAAUUACUGAGGGAGGAGAAGAUGAGAAAGAGAAUUGCAAAAGACCUACCAAAGGUCACAGCGGACCUAACGAAGGUUCUGCAGAAGUAUGAGGACGAAUACGGCAGACCUUUCCUCAUACACGGGGAGAGAUUCCUCGACGAGCUUGAAGAGGCGGAAGUGAAAGCACCACCUGCCCGAUCAAAGACACCCAAUGGGCUCCCACCAAGAUCGAAAACACCUGCACCAGCUCAUCCCUCGAAGCCAGCUGCCAGUUCUUCAAAGUCCGCUCCACCAAGUCGACCAGUCAGCGUAAUGAAGGGGACAAUUCCACGUUCGAAUGCGAAGACUCCCACCAGCAGUAGACCUGGUACAAUGAGGCAACAUGCUGCACCAGCACCAGCAAUCGCAGCACCCGCGGCGCAAAAGUCUCCUUCGAAGAUUCCAGCUCGUGCACCCUUAAGCAACCUCAAGCAUGGGAACAAUUCUCCCGAACGACGGAAUGCGCCACAUCAUUCUUCUCAACAUUCCCAGCUUGAAGUUCCGCAGAAUUUUGCGCAGAGCACCGGGACUAUGGGACCACCUCGCGCUCCGCCUCCAAGGAUGAGGGAUCUUUUUGUGCCUCCACAAGAACAGCCACAAGCACAUAGCAUCCUUGGGCAACACCAGCAUCCCGCAUCAAACCGUCCAGCAAGCGUUGUCUCCACAGGCUCCAACGAAAGCAGUCGAUACGUCGUACCAACGAGUCCCGAAGACGUAUAUGAUGAUCGAGAGAGGAUGUCGUACAUGUCAGCUUCGUUAUUGAAUCGUAGCCAAGAAGCGCAGCCAGCUGUGCAGCGGUAUUUCGCCCCUCACGCCCAACAACAGCAACCCUCACACUCUUCAUCGACAUCAAUACACAGCCACAGCAUCCGGCACAACCCAUCUGCACCGCCUUCAACGGUUGUAUCUCGCCAGACCUCGAACACGUCCUCCAAUAUGACCACAGGCACCACAGCGAGCGGCAGUGAAAACUGGGAGACGUUUUCCGAUGGCUCAGAAAUGGAACCCGAACGCGACGUCCGCGCUACAUAUUAUUCCAAGGUCCAACAAGCGAACGUGGCCACCACGAAUGCUUUAGGCAUGAACCACAAUCUGAAUGCGAACAGAAGCGCAGCAAGCGCUUUUGCCGGACAAAUGGCCCCUCCACCAGCGAAGACGCGAGUACAGCCUCAUGCUAGCCAUCAAGCUCAGCAAUACGGACAGUUUAGAGACGUGUCGGAUGAGAACUUGAGCACGGCUUUACACGCGCACAGUGCUGGGGAGGAGAGCGAGGCUGCGUGGAGCACUGAGUUGGAAGAGACGUACUAACGUUGCCGUUUCUAGCCGAUGCUGUGCUGAGGUCGGACUUUGUCUGUUUAUGCGAACAAAAAGUUGAUGGAGGGUCCAGAGUCGGUUUUGCGCCAUAAUGAUGUUCACGAAUUGAGAAUUUUGAGUCUACUGGGAUAUGGGAUUUCAGGAAUGUUGGUGUCUGGUGUAUGAGUGUACAGAAAUCAAGGUGGCUUUUUUGGGGGCGAGGCUGAGAGCACGGGAGUUUUGUCUGAUGAACGAACACGUACAACAAACAGAAACUGGAGGGGUUUUUCUUUUCUUUCGGUUCGAGUUAAGGGAACUUACAUUACAUUGAGAAUCCAAUGUACUUUUGUCAACGGUGAAAGUUCACAUAAUGAUGAUCA
Exophiala viscosa is the source of this 3091-nucleotide messenger RNA. Its product is annotated as microtubule associated protein-domain-containing protein. Gene Ontology annotation, biological process: microtubule cytoskeleton organization; mitotic spindle midzone assembly. The transcript has 2 exons. The record is from RefSeq and is a predicted model, not a curated record. The coding region runs from base 168 to 2726 and encodes 852 amino acids. NCBI's taxonomy places the organism in Eukaryota, Fungi, Ascomycota, Eurotiomycetes, Chaetothyriales, Herpotrichiellaceae. Gene Ontology annotation, molecular function: microtubule binding. Gene Ontology annotation, cellular component: cytoplasm; mitotic spindle midzone; spindle.